Molecule: messenger RNA, 1627 nt
Organism: Caenorhabditis angaria
Lineage: Eukaryota; Metazoa; Nematoda; Chromadorea; Rhabditida; Rhabditidae
Source: the annotation of a GenBank genome assembly
AUGUCGGUAUGGAAAGCUGUAUCAGGCGUUCUCUGUGUUUACAAGCCGUCAGGAAUUUCUUCUUCGGCUAUAAAAAAGCUCAUCACAAAUCGAAUCACGGAAUUCAACAGCAGUGUUGAAUCAACGUCAAGAUUACAACUUCCUAUAAUUUCACUCCCAAUCGUCGAACCACAUGAGUCUUCGGGUGCUCUUCUUGUCGUUGGCAGCAAAGAUCUGGCUGAUUAUCGGUAAUUAAAAUAAUUCUUGAAAAUAGAUAAACUUAAAAUUCAGUCAUCAUCCGUUAGUUUGUGGAAGUUCGAUUCGACCCGAAGAUAUCCACAUUGUCGAUCCUUUGCCGCUUCACACAAAUAGUUCAGGAGUUUGUCGUAAGUUCGCCUGUUCCUCAUUGAAAAUUGAAUUUUCAAAAGAUCUAUUUCAGUUUUCGGUAUAAAUGAAGGGAGUGAUUCUCUUCCCGAAAUUAUGUCGAAAUCCUGGACAAAUGUUUAUCGUUUCGAUGGAAUUUUCACAAAAGUGAGCCCGAAAGAUGAAAAAUUGGAUUUAUCAAAAAUCACAAGACACAAAUUCGAAAAAGUCAUAUCUCGCUUGGAAUCACAAUUCAGAAGUGCCGCUUUCGAACAUGCAAAUGUUGAUAAACAAAGUGAAGAAGCUUUUGAUUUGGCGAGAAAAGGAUUGCCACGUGCACAACUUCCAGGAGCUCAGGUUAUUUAUUCGAUUGAAAUUAAUUGGCUCAAAGUUCCUCGGUUUUCAAUAACAAUCCAAUGUAGUGGAGAAGACGAUGAAAUGCUCAAGUUAGUUUAAAAAAAAACUAGAAGGGCUUCGCUGGCUAACGCCAUCUACAGUAGUUUGACUUACUUUUUACUUAUUAAUUUAUUCUUUUGUUAGGAGAAGAGUAACACUCAGAAAUGACUAAAAUUAUUCGACUUUGAAAAAAAUUAGAACGAUCAGAUAAGAAGCGUGGCCUGAUAUUUAAUUCGAAUAAAAACGUGUUCAUUCUUUUUUACAUGAAAAAAGUUUUGAUUUUUCACGUUAAAACUCGCGCAUUAUUGGAAAAAUCGAAUAUUAGCGCCUCAAUGGGAAAGAAUUUGGAAUAGAAUGGUGAAGGUCCCAUCAAAAAUGGUCUUCUGGAAAUUGAGAAAAGUCGAGCGACACAUUUUGAAUCCGAAAAAUACAUUGAGAUUUUCAAACUUUUCGAACUCCGCGUGAACUUCGACGUGGCAAUUGAAAAAUUAUUUCAAUUUUUAAUUCUCAUUUGUUUUUCCAGAAAUUUCGCCUCAACAAUCGGUUCAAGUUUGGGAUGUUCAGCAGUUCCAAUUCGAAUUCAACGAAAAUGUUUCGGACCAUUUUCAAGUGUAAAUGCGUUGCUCGAAAAACAAUUCAAUCUUCAGAAUUUCAUCAGAAAUGUAAAUUUGAACAAGUUAGUUUCUUAUUUUUUCCCCAUAAAUAAAAUAAAGUAUUUUUCAGAAAAAUCAUAGAGAAUUCCAAAAUCGACCAAAAGCUUGUUGGACAAUUGGAAGAAUCUGAAAAUCUAGAAAAUCGAGAAAUUUUUGAUGGUCUUGGUUUGAAUGAAUCGACGAAAAUCGAUGAUUAUGAUGCAAUGAGACCAGCAUGGCCAAGAAAUUAUAAUUAA